Molecule: messenger RNA, 2835 nt
Organism: Raphanus sativus (radish)
Lineage: Eukaryota; Viridiplantae; Streptophyta; Magnoliopsida; Brassicales; Brassicaceae
Product: receptor-like protein 41
Exons: 1
Coding region: 18-2675 (885 amino acids)
Molecular function (GO): protein binding
Source: RefSeq, a predicted model, not a curated record
UUCUUCAUAAAGGUACCAUGUCUGAGUCACGUUUCCAUUUGCAUUUUCUCUUGCUAUUCUUGCUCUAUUGUGUCUCCCCUUCAGGCUUCUUCAGUUUAAACAUAGUCUACAUAGACCAUUGUAGCUAUGUUGCUUGUCCUCCCCCUCAGAUUCAAGCUCUCACUGAGUUUAUGAAUGAGUUUGAUAGCAGACAGUGCAACCUCAGUGAUCCCUUUAAUGGAGUCUGGUGCGAUAACUCUACCGGUGCCGUCACGAAACUACAGCUCAGCGACUGUCUCAUUGGAACUCUAAAUCCCAAUAGUAGCCUAUUCAGGUUACAUCACCUUCGUCACCUGGACCUCAGUCAAAACAACUUCACCUCAUCUUCACUUCCUUCGGAAUUUGGCAAUCUCAACAGGUUAGAGGUCUUAUCUCUUUCCAAUAAUCGCUUUGUAGGCCAAGUUCCUUCCUCAUUUAAUUACCUAAGCCUUCUUUCCCUUUUAGACCUUUCCCAAAAUGAGCUCACCGGUAGUUUUCCACUUGUAAGGAAUCUAACAAAGCUCUCUAUUUUAAGCCUUUAUAAUAAUCAUUUCUAUGGAACUCUCAAUUCCAACACUACUAACCUGUUCAAUUUGCACCACCUCCUUUACCUUGAUCUAGGUUCCAACAGCUUCAUUUCAUCACUCCCUUCUGAGUUUGGAAAUCUCAACAGACUAGAGCUAUUGGAUCUUUCCUCCAAUAAUUUUUUCGGUCAAGUUCCUCCCACAAUUAGUAACCUAACCUUGUUACAAGCAUUGUACCUUGACAAAAACAAGCUCACUGGUAGUUUCCCACUUGUACAAAACCUAACCAAGCUGUUAUAUAUAGAUGCCAGUAACAAUCACUUCUCUGGAACCAUUACAUCUUCUCUAGUUAAUAUGCCUUUCUUAUCAAUUCUAGAUCUGCAUACAAACGAUCUCACCGGAUCUAUUAAAUUUCCUAACACCUCUACCCCAUCUAGGCUCAAGGCCUUGUACCUUGGGAAUAACCAUUUUGAAGGAAAAAUCAUAGAGCCUAUCUCAGAGCUCAUCAACCUCGAGAUUCUUAACCUUUCUUUCCUAAACAAAAGCGAUCCAAUUGACUUAAGUCUAUUCUCCUCUCUCAAAUCUCUGUUGCUCCUUGAUCUUUCUGGUAACAUUAUAUCUCCGGACAGUCUAGAUUCAAAGUCAGACAUCCCAACCAACUUGGAGAAUUUGUUUUUAAUGGGCUGCGACAUCAGCCAGUUCCCAAAUAUCUUAAAGAACCUUGAGAAGUUGGAGUUUAUAGCAUUGUCCGACAAUAGAAUCAAAGGAAAAAUCCCGGAGUGGUUUUGGAACCUUCCUCGUCUUACCUCAGUGUUUGUUCCAAAUAAUUCUUUUGAUGGUUUUGAAGGUCCACUGGACGUUUUGGUAAACUCAUCGGUGAAGAAAUUAUUUAUCGACCAAAACUGUUUUGAAGGAGCAAUUCCUAUUCUACCACUCUCCAUCAACGACUUCUCUGCAUCAUACAACAGAUUCACAGGGAGCAUACCUCUUUCACUUUGCAAUUAUACGUCUCUGAUGCAAUUGUCGCUAGCUUACAACAACCUCACGGGUCCAAUUCCUCAGUGCUUGAGUCACAACAACUUGACAACUGUGAAUCUUCGGAAGAACAACUUGGAAGGAAGGAUUCCUGACGCGUUUGUAACCGGUGCUUCUCUACAGGAACUUGAUGUUGGACACAAUCAAUUAACAGGAAAACUUCCAAGGUCUCUUCAAAAUUGCUCAUCUCUAGAGGUUCUAGUUGCUGACCACAACAUGAUUGACGACAAGUUUCCGUUCUGGCUCAAGGCGUUACCGAAUUUGCAAAUCCUUAUCCUCAGUUCAAACAAAUUAUAUGGCUCUAUCUCUCCUCCUGAUCACGGUUCUCUCAGGUUUCCAGAGCUGCAUAUAUUUGAGAUAUCUGAUAAUAAGUUUACUGGAAACUUGCCACCAUCAUUCUUUGUGAACUGGAAAGCAUCGAUGAACGAAGACGAUGUUCACUAUAUGAAAUACGAUGAAGAUAGCUCUGGGAGUGUGAGAUAUAGCGUUUUAGAGUCUAUAGAUUUGCGAUACAAAGGUCUAUCAAUGGAGCAAAAGAUGGUCCUUACCUCCUACGACACCAUUGAUUUUUCUGGGAACAGAAUUGAUGGACAGAUCCCUGAAUCGAUUGGUCUCUUGAAAGCAUUGAUUGCACUCAACUUCUCAAACAACGCCUUCACAGGUCAUAUUCCUCUGUCUUUAUCCAAUCUGAGCAAUCUCGAGUCAUUAGAUCUAUCAACCAACCAACUCUCAGGGACAAUUCCUAGUGGACUCAGUAGUAUCUCGUUUUUGGAGUACAUAAAUGUGUCUCACAACCAGCUCAAGGGUGAAAUACCACAAGGAACACAAAUUACAGGGCAACCUAAAUCCUCCUUUGAAGGGAAUGCAGGCCUUUGUGGUCUUCCUCUCCAGGACAGUUGCUUUGGAACUAAUGCGCCACCGACACAACAACAAACUCUGGAAGAAGAAGAAGAAGUAAAAGUGUUGAACUGGAAAAGUGUGGCAAUAGGGUAUGGACCUGGAGUGUUGCUUGGACUUGCAAUAGCACACCUCAUUGCUACAUACAAACCAGAGUGGCUAAUUAAGAUAAUCGGUCCGAACAAGCGCAGAAGCCGUUAGGAAUGUUUUCAGUUUGAGUAUGAUCCUUCUAAUGUAUGUCAAGUGGUUGAUGAUUCCUCUUGUAUGGAAGCAUCUCUUUAUGUUUGUUGUAUCAUUAUCUGAUGCUUUGUUUCUUUUGUCGUUUUCUACAAAAUAAGAAUGGUGAACGUUUUGUUGUCAA